Messenger RNA from Gryllus bimaculatus (two-spotted cricket), 1006 nucleotides. The record is from the annotation of a GenBank genome assembly. Lineage: Eukaryota; Metazoa; Arthropoda; Insecta; Orthoptera; Gryllidae.
AAUGCAAAAGUGAUUGGAAGUGAUCAAUCAAACAUUAAUUGUCAGAUGGUGUUUCCAAACUCAUUUAUACUCUUUAGCUGUGAAGAAGUGGUUACUGGCGUAUUAUUUGUUGCGUGCCACGCAUAUUGUCUGUAUGUUAUAGCCGCAACGUUGAUAUUACGUUGUUGGGAGAGUUCAAAAGAGAACAAAAACAAUAGCGGUCCAAACCAUAACCAAACAUUGUAUCAGAAAUCAAUAAAUUGGUGAGAACAUUUGGAAAAUCAUAAGGCGGAUCGUUUAAUCACAGUACUUGUUGAUCAUGGCAUUACUACUGUCAUCUGUGAGCUGGAAAGAGUAUUCCAACACACUAAGUACAAUAUGUAAGGAUUUAAUUGACAACUUUUUUGUUGAUUGCACUAUAUCUGCUGGGGGUCAGUGUCUAAAAGCUCAUAGGCUAAUUUUGUCUGCAUGCAGUCCAUAUUUUCAUAUCAAAGGUCUAAAUGAUUCUUCAAUGAAAGAUGUAUGUGAGUCCUUCAUUUGUGAUGCUAGCAGAGACAUCUGUCAAGGUCCGUCCUCUGAUAAUCAGAAAAACAUCUUUGAAGCUCAAAGUCAUAGCGUGAGCCAUGCCAGUACUGAACCUCCUCUUCAUCAUUCAUAUGGGUACUCAGAUACAUUGCAGAUAAAUUCUUGUCUUUCAUUAGAAGAAAGCAAUAGGGCUCCUGAGAAAGAAAAAUCAAUACUAGAAAUGGCACUGUCUCAAGAAAAGAAUGUUUCUGUUUUGCCUAGCGAGAAGUGUGAGGACACAGAAAUAAAAGUGAAAGAAGAACCAUUACAACCAGAGUGUGUUGUGGUGAAGUGUGAACAAAUAGAGGAGUGUGAUGAACUUAUCCAGGAAGAUAACACAGAUGAUGCAGAGGAAUGUAGAACACCCCCAUUUACCCACCAGAAUCAGGACCAAUAUCCUACCAUUGCUUCCACUCACAUGGAGAGUGCCAAUGCAGUGCCAGAAGCUGUUAGAGUGCCUCAG